Vicia faba (fava bean) is the source of this 753-nucleotide messenger RNA. Lineage: Eukaryota; Viridiplantae; Streptophyta; Magnoliopsida; Fabales; Fabaceae. The record is from the annotation of a GenBank genome assembly.
AUGGACUGGAUGCCUCUGGGUAAGCUGAUAUCAGAUAUUCUGACUGAAAAUAAAUUGAUAGAAUAUCUGGCUGAAUCUCAGCAGAUCAACACUCUGGAAGCAUGUGCUGGAAAAUCUCUCAAUGCAAAGAAUCUGAAGAAGAUGAAAAUCAUUGACAACAUUAAGAAGGAUCCAACUAUUGCAACCAAAGAAGUCAUCACAUCAAGAAGAGUUCCUCUGACGGAUUUCCCUCUGUUCUCUCAAAUAGAUGCUUCUCCAAAAAUAAUUGCCAGAUAUCUAGAAGCAUGCAAAAUGGAUGGGAGUAAUCCAAAAUUAAACAUUUGUGAUAUGCGUCAACUGGAUCCAGAAGUUGUUCUCAAGAAAUCCAGAAAAAGGAAAGUUGCAGGAGAAGGAUCUUCUCAGAAGGUACCAAAAGCUGCUAAGAAGAAAGGUAAUCCUUCUUUUAUUUUUGUUGUAGAAUCAAUGAUUUUAUCAACAUCUGAAACCCCCUCCUCUCCAAAACCAACAGAAGACCCUUCACCACAAACCUUUGAUGAUUUUGAUAUAGAAUUUGACCCUUCACUCACACUAGAAAACAUUCUGAACAAACCACAUUCUACCACCUCACAUCUUGACCAAAAUCAGCCAGAACUUGCUCAAGUUCUUUCUGAUAUUGAUCAAUUUGAUCCAGAAUUUCAAGCUCCCCACAUAGAAAAUCUAAACUCUCAAGCUCCUAACUCAAAAAAUUCAAAUGUUCACGCUCCCCAACCAUAA